GGUCACUUGGAGGUUGCACGCCUUUUGUUGCACGCAGAGGCUGACAAGGACAAGGCCAGGCACAGUGGCGCCACCCCAUUGUACAGCGCAGCUGGGAAUGGGCACUUGGAGGUUGCACGCCUUUUGUUGGAGGCCAAAGCUGACAAGCACAAAGUGACUGGUUUCGGCGUCAGCCCAUUGUUCAUCGCAGCUCAGAAUGGGAACUUAAAGGUUGCACGACUUUUGCACGAUACAGCGUGCACUGACAGUUGCACGGCAGUUUGCACGGGCAGUUGGAAGUUGCUUACCUCUUGCUGGAGGUGA
Symbiodinium necroappetens is the source of this 303-nucleotide messenger RNA. NCBI's taxonomy places the organism in Eukaryota, Dinophyceae, Suessiales, Symbiodiniaceae. The record is from the annotation of a GenBank genome assembly.